GCCCAGCCAGAAUUCGAGCACACGGGCACCUCUUCAGCCUCAGAUGCGCUGGAACCCUCGCAGACGGCGCCCAGGCAGCAGCAGCAGCAGCAGCAGCAGCAGCAGCAAUCUGAGGAGUUUGCCCAGCAGGCACAAGAGGUCGCAACUUUGGGUGCAGUCGGUAGCACAGAUCCGCAGCGGGCAUCUGGACAGCAGCGGCCAGAGGAGUGCGCCCAGCCCGCGGGAGCGGACGAGAGCUUGGACGAGAGUUUGGACGCUUUCGCCCAGACACCCGAGAAGCAAGACUUGCCACAGCAGCGGCCAGAGGAGCCUCCCCAGCCGCCAGCAGCGGCGGCGAGCCUGGGCGAGGCGCCCGAGCAGCACGAGCAGCAGCAGUCAGAGAGGAACCAGCCGAGCUCCCCCGCGUCGAGCUCCUUGCCGGGCUCCCCUGCCGAGCUCGUCCGCCCAGCUUCCCCUGCACGGAGCUCCCCUGCAUCAGAGAGGAGUCCGCCGAGCCCAACCGCCGAGCUCCCCCAGGCGCCUGCGCCGAGCCACGAUGCCGCGCUCGACGACUGGCAGGUCGGGCAGCACGUCCACAUAUAG
Molecule: messenger RNA, 582 nt
Organism: Prorocentrum cordatum
Lineage: Eukaryota; Dinophyceae; Prorocentrales; Prorocentraceae
Source: the annotation of a GenBank genome assembly